AUGUUAUUCUUCCGCUAUCCUCUGACCCUCCACUUACUUGUUUACGUUGUUGAAUGGACGAAUAAAGGAGUCUUUGUCUAUGAAACAUCAUUACUAGGGCUCUAUGUCAUCACAUUAUUUGUGAAUGUGUCUAUUUUCGCAUAUCUCGGUAAAUCAAUAUCGGCGGCUAAAUUCGUCUGGGGAAAAAGCCCUUCGCAUCUGUGGUUUUCUAUAGCAUUAGCUUUCAUUCGUAGUUUUCCAAGACCCAAAAUUGAACCUGCUAAGCAUGCCAGCGAAUACUGCAUUUGUAAUUGUCGCAAGUCAAGGCCCACGCUGAUUUACCUGUGCUUUUCCAGGAGUUCAAUGCACUUCAUUUGGUCCUGUGUGGAAGUAAAAGAGAGUUCCAGAUAUAAGUGGCGCAAACGUUCAUUUGUAAACGCCAAGCAAACCUUCAGUAGAGGAAAGACCUACUACGAACGCUAUAAACAUUUUGCUGAAAUAAUAUUUCUCUAA
Molecule: messenger RNA, 492 nt
Organism: Lachancea nothofagi CBS 11611
Lineage: Eukaryota; Fungi; Ascomycota; Saccharomycetes; Saccharomycetales; Saccharomycetaceae
Source: the annotation of a GenBank genome assembly